This is a messenger RNA of Elaeis guineensis (African oil palm), 715 nucleotides long. RefSeq lists its product as uncharacterized. The record is from RefSeq and is a predicted model, not a curated record. Lineage: Eukaryota; Viridiplantae; Streptophyta; Magnoliopsida; Arecales; Arecaceae.
ACCGCCAGUCGCAAUGUCGCACGCCCAACAAUCUCCCGAGGGGCCAGAACCUGGAGAAAGAAAAGAACAGGAGAAAAGGGAGGAAGAGAGACCAUGGUGGGAGCGAGCCGGGCGCUGCUCCUCAAGGACGGAGGCAAGAUCAGCAGAGCCCUUUCCGACUUCUUGGUUUGCCCGCUCUCCAAGCAGCCCUUGAGGCGUUGCCAAGACUCCCAAUCGUUGAUUAGCGAUGCCAUUGGUGUAUCCUUUCCCAUAAUUGAUGGAAUCCCUUGUUUGGUGCCAAAGGAUGGUAAGUUGCUUGAGGACCAAGACGUAUCAAAAAUUGAAAAUGGUGCUGAUCCAUCUGUUGUCCACAGUGAAAGGUGAUCCAUAGUGAGUGAUAAAUGUUUCCAAUUCACAAGGAAGUUUUGAAAAUGCCAUGGAUAGCGCUGGAUGGGAUUUUUCAGCACAACAGUUUAUAUGCUUCCAAUUCAGUUGUCUGUAGAAUUAAAAUUGCUUUCCCUUGUCAGCUUUUGUGAAAUUGUUUUACAUCCAAGGAAAUGGUUAGAGUCGUUAUGUUUCUAUAUGACUCAAGAAUAAUAUGCUUCACUCCUCUAACAUACUUGAUUAGUUGUGGCUCUUGAAUUUUGUGGUAUUCUAAGGGAAAAUGGUAUGUACUGCAACAAGUAAUUUGAUGUUUUGGGGGUUUUUUGCUCUCUUUAUCUUUUGAUAAAAGCAA